Messenger RNA from Branchiostoma floridae (Florida lancelet), 2365 nucleotides. RefSeq lists its product as uncharacterized. The coding region runs from base 847 to 2208 and encodes 453 amino acids. The transcript is spliced from 6 exons. Gene Ontology annotation, cellular component: lysosome; late endosome; phagocytic vesicle. The record is from RefSeq and is a predicted model, not a curated record. Gene Ontology annotation, biological process: phagosome-lysosome fusion; endosome to lysosome transport. Gene Ontology annotation, molecular function: GTPase activity; GTP binding; metal ion binding. NCBI's taxonomy places the organism in Eukaryota, Metazoa, Chordata, Leptocardii, Amphioxiformes, Branchiostomatidae.
GCUUCAUAGAUGUGUUGGGGUAUCUUCAGGGGCAAGGGGUCAAAAGUCGGUUUUUAGAAAACAAAAGUUUGAAAGAGGGUCAGUAUUUGUGUUCAUCAACCGGUAUAACCGCCCCAUCAUUGACGUCACACACCGGUUUCCGGUGACCCAGUUCCAUCAAUCAAAUAAAAAAAUCCGUGACACCUUAUAAGUUAGCCACGCAUUCUUCCGCCCAAGCAUUGUUUCGUGUCCUUUUCUGGCAUAGGCAUAGGCUAUCAUAGAGCUGGUAUUCCGGUACGCGGUAUCUACAAGCUUGUUUGUCGUUUUGUGGGCAUUUUGCAUAUCUUCCUGACAACAUAAUCCACAAGAGACAAAAGAGAAAUGCCACACGUCUUAACUUUCAGUCAGGGACACGGUUUCAUAACUACUGUAUACAAGGUAGAGCCAGUACAUUUACUGAUGAUCACCCUUUUAAGUAUGAUUCGUUUUCGUUCAGUCAGCAUUUGUUUCAGUCAGUUUCCAUUACUUUACAUAAAUACUUCUAACAACAUCAAAAUACUACUCUAGGUAUCGGAUAGUAAAUACGUUGAAAAAGAAUUCCGAAAAAAAAUCCUGUUGUUUAAUGGUUCCGUCCAUAAGCCUGAGGUAUUUUACCGUCUGAUUUCUUGGCGGCUGUGGUUCUGUCCCUCUCUGGUUACUUUGGAGUUCCGAUUUGGACAUGUCUGCGUCUGAUUACAUUCCUCUUGGUAUGUUUUCGUGUCGAUGUUGCUGAUUUCAUUCUCAUUUGAUGUCUACAAACGCAAAGGAAUGGAAUCUUUCCCGAAACUUGAAGAUCAAAAGUAGAGCAAGAGAAGAAGAUCGGACAACAUGACAGACACCUGUGCCGACACUGAAUCUUCUACGAGGGCCCAGAGCGACAUUGUGUUCGAGAUUAUGGAUACUUGUGGGAUCUGUCGCGAAAAACUCUGCAUUUACAAGACUCUCUCGUGUCAACAUCGCUUCUGUGUUACGUGUCUUGAGAAAUGUGUCAGAAAGGGAAAAGACAACUUCGCCUGCCCACUGUGCUUUCAGACGACUACAUUACCAGAUGGGGGUGUGGAGGGUCUACCCUCCUAUUUCUUCAUCCAUCUGGAAAGAGAAUCCUGUAGAAAAGACCAAAAGAAUCGUUUUUCUUCGAGCAAAUUGAGGUGGGACGAAUCGUACUUCUCUUGUGACCAUUUGUCCGGGAACGACGUCAGGGGCAGUCGGACCGAGGACAACAGCGCUGUCGAGCGGAGAAGAUCAGAACUGCACCAAAUGUUGACAGACUUGUCUGGGAGCCAUGGCUCCAGGCGAGAGCGAGGACUACUGUGUGCCCCUUGUCAGAAACUUGUUGACGGAUUCAACAUGGGCAAGCAGGCAAUCGUAGGAAGUGUAAAGGAACAAGCAGUGAAAGUCAGAAAGACUAUACAAUCAACAAAAGACUCAAAGCAGAUGCCUGAAGAUAUCAAAAUCAUUUUGUUGGGGGACAGUGGAAGCGGCAAGACCUAUCUCCUCAACAAGUACGCUGACCGAUCGGACGAUGACCCCGGGCCGACGUUGGGCAUCGACUUCAAGACGAAAGACUUGACAGUGGACGACAAAGAAGUAAAACUACAGUUCUGGGACACCUCCGGAGACGCGAGAUUUCGAUCCAUGAUCUCGCGAUACUUCAGCCAGGCCGACGCCGUGGUUCUCGUGUACGAUACGUCACAUCCGGAAUCCGUCAACAGCCUCAAAGCGUGGCGGGAAAUCUUCUUCAAACAUCAGAGUCAAGCAUUAGCUGUAUUCAUUCAUAUAAAAAACGCCCAGUCGAAGGAAGAUUUAUCUUUCUUAAGCAAGACGAUUACCAGGCUUAAGAUGGGUGCCCAUGAGUCUUCCAGGACGGUCAGAUUAUUUGUCGACAAAAUCGUCGGAGCCGCCGAACGAGCUGGACAAAGGGUGAAAAUAUUCGUGAAGAAGGGCGUGACGAGACGAGAUGAGGGGGAUGGUGAUGAAAAAGCGAGUGACGGCGAUGUCGAGAAUCGUGCUGACGUGACCUUCAUGGUUAUCGGGAACAGAAGGUCUACAGACGACUCUGAGGUGCAGGGGAGUGACGUAGGGGCGUGGUGCCGUGAUAACAACAUCCGGUAUCACAUGAUCAGCUCCCAGCAUGCAACAGAGUUGGACAUGGCCUUUCGUGGUCUGGUCAGGGACGUCUUGGCCAAAUAGAUAAGGAUUCUAGUACAUGUAUCUUUGAAUGCCUAAAAGGGUGGAUAUACCAUUCAGCAGAAGGGACAGGGGUGGUUUUCUUUAUUUACCUGCUCUAAUACCGGAAACAUCGACCGAAGUGAAAUGGCAAUAAAGAUUAGUAUUCUUUCUACAACUA